UGCCGACGAGGUCGAGGUUGCCAUUGACAACACGGCUUUCAUGGAUGAGUUCUUUUCUGAGAUCGAGGAGACUCGGCUCAACAUAGACAAGAUCUCAGAGCACGUGGAGGAGGCUAAGAAACUCUACAGUAUCAUCCUGUCCGCACCGAUUCCUGAGCCAAAAACCAAGGACGACCUAGAGCAGCUCACGACCGAGAUCAAGAAAAGAGCCAACAACGUCCGGAACAAACUGAAGAGUAUGGAGAGGCACAUUGAGGAAGAUGACGUGCGGUCGUCGGCAGACCUUCGGAUUCGGAAAUCCCAGCACUCCGUCCUGUCCCGGAAGUUUGUGGAGGUGAUGACCAAAUACAACGAGGCUCAGGUGGACUUCCGUGAACGCAGCAAAGGGCGAAUCCAGCGGCAGCUCGAAAUCACCGGCAAAAAGACCACAGAUGAGGAGUUGGAGGAGAUGUUGGAGAGUGGGAACCCCGCCAUCUUCACUUCUGGGAUCAUCGACUCUCAGAUUUCAAAGCAAGCCCUCAGCGAGAUCGAGGGGCGGCACAAGGACAUCGUGAGGCUGGAGAGCAGCAUCAAGGAGCUUCAUGACAUGUUCGUGGACAUCGCCAUGCUGGUGGAGAAUCAGGGAGAGAUGCUAGAUAACAUAGAGCUGAAUGUCAUGCACACAGUGGACCAUGUGGAGAAGGCACGGGAAGAAACUAAAAGAGCCGUGAAGUACCAGGGUCAGGCCCGGAAGAAAUUGAUAAUUAUCAUUGUGCUAGUAGUUGUGUUGCUGGGCAUUUUAGCGUUGAUUAUUGGACUUUCCGUUGGGCUGAAAUAACGGUGGCCUGAGUGGCUGCUGCACUGAAAUAACCCGAUUUCACUCCAGCCUGGUGUGGCCACCCUUGUCUUCAGACGGGAAUGGAGUUUGAAUGGCCUUCCUGAGAGAGUGGGACC
This is a messenger RNA of Puma concolor (puma), 933 nucleotides long. It is a transcript of the gene STX3, whose product is annotated as syntaxin 3. The record is from RefSeq and is a predicted model, not a curated record. NCBI's taxonomy places the organism in Eukaryota, Metazoa, Chordata, Mammalia, Carnivora, Felidae. Gene Ontology annotation, cellular component: postsynapse; plasma membrane; SNARE complex. Gene Ontology annotation, molecular function: SNAP receptor activity; SNARE binding. Gene Ontology annotation, biological process: vesicle fusion; exocytic insertion of neurotransmitter receptor to postsynaptic membrane; intracellular protein transport.